AACUCUGUCGAUUUGCCUCGAAAUGAUCAGAUUUUCGUUUUCAAAAAAGAUUACCGAUAAGUGAUAGAGGCCGAAGUGAUUGAUGAUAUCUGAGAUGACAAUCGCUUCAAUGGCAACGAAAAUUAAAAACUUCUGAAAAUAUGUAAGAGAACCAAUGGCGAGAUAUUUCACUUCACUUUAUUUGAAGGAGACUACCAAGGAUUCUUCGUCGUACUCCAAGGUGGCGCUCCAUAUUGCCUCUAUGAAGCAACGUUGUCAUCACGACACUCUGUGGUCAUUUGUGACCAGAAAGUAAGGAUUUGAUUUUCGGCUGGUUGCCCCUAAAGGGGACAAUCCACUGCCAGACGCCUUUAAAGGAAAUGGCAUUUGACGUAGCUGAGAUGUUAAAAAAGACCUCAGCUAAUUGCAUUGGAGCCACAGACUGGCGAAUUGGAGGUGGAUAUGAAAGUCUUAGACUGCCCUUGUUUCAUCUACUUUGAUACAAGAGGGAGGCUUUGGGGCCCAUUAGAAACCGCAAAACCGUAGAAAAAAAUUAUCCAAAACCGAAAAACCGAAAAAAAUUCGAUCAAAACCGAAAACCGCAUGUAAAAAUGACAAAAUCGAUAACUUUUCAUAUCCCAGUUAUUAAAACUGUUAUCGAUCCGAUACGGUGGUGACAAGUGGAGCAUACAGAGUAAACUACAUUAAUUUCAUGACAGGAUUUAUGAAUACCACGGACUUGGCAUUCGCAUCUUCUAGUAUCUCCUUAAAUUAACAGCUCUCGAGGACCUCGAGUGUGGUCUCUGCGGACUCAGCAGCUGGUAAUGAAGCCUAAUGAAAUUAAGGAAAUUCGCACAAACGUCCUCGAUAGGAUUGCAAUUUUGCGGUCGCAAAAAGCUAGAGCUCUGGAAAGUUUCACCGAAAAUCCCUGAUCUAACAUUUCCAUUUGCGAACUAAGACCUGAAAGUUUGGAGAUUCUAUUGGAGUGUUGAAUCAAUCAAUCACGUGUGGCCUCUAACUUGGUCACUAACUUCGAGGUGGCGUUGAUAAAGAAACUCUGGCGAUGAUCCGUGCUUAGCCGUACCUUGCGUGUAGCUGUACCCCCCUCCCCUCCCCCACCUUAGGGGAGGGGGAGGGUACGACUACACGUAGGCUACCUAGGGAUCCCUGUGAUAUUUCAAUUGGUUUGUCACGCGUUCCUCUCAGACUGUUAUGCCUUGUUGUUUAGCUAAUAAGGUGAAAUUUUUCUUCUUGAUACCGAAACAAAGACCUUUAGUUCAGGUCCCGCAGAAUCAUGUCCCGCAAACCAAGUGUCUUCUUUCGCGCGUGGAAUGAGUUCACAGACAAUUGACUUAUUUUAGGAUCCACCUAGUGGCUCUUUUGAGCCACUUGCCGGUUAGGUGUGGGGUCAGCAACCCCACCCUGGGAAAAACCAUACUGCUACAGAAACGUCAAUACAGGUUCAAACUUCGUCCCUGGAAGAGGAAGUACCUUCAUAAAGAAGACAUAUGAAGCCAUGUGGUGAAAGCCGUAAUUUCACGGAAGCCGUAGGGCCGGCGCUCUUUCUCUCAAACAGGGCCAUAAAGAUUAGUACAUCGAACGUAAAAACCAUGUAGGUGGGGAAGACCGCACAGGUUGCAGUAAAGAUGAAAGAAUGUCAGCUUUCUGUUUUAGGAAUUAGCGAAACCCACUGGAAGCAGUCCUGACAGAAAAGACUAACGUCAUCACAAAGAGCACCCAUCAGCAUCCUUCAGAACCGGGAUGAGCCAGAUCAAGAUGAAUGUCGUGCAGUGCUAUGCACCAACCAACGAUAGACGAUAGCGAAGAAGGAAGUAAAGACCAGUUUCACAACAGGCUAGAGUGCAUCGGAUGUCAAAAGGAUGUCAACAUAGUCAUGGGAGACUUCAAUGCAAAGAUUGGGGCAGGCAGUACUAGCUUCACAGAAACGAUGGGAACACAUGGACUUGGAAAAAUAAAUGAAAGCGGGGAAACUGAUAUUUUCUGACACCUGUGCUCUUCACAACAUAGUCAUUGGAGGUGGCAUCUUUCCAAGAAUACACCGCGAUCAACAAAGAAGUAAAGACAAGUGUCAUGCCGGAAAAACGCAGCUACGUAGAAAGACUAGCAGAGGAAGUAGAAGAUGCAGCAGCUGGAAGCAACAUGAAGGGACUCAACGAAACCACCACGAAAUUGUCGGGCAGAUAGUAUUCAAAAUUAGUAUUAGUGUAACCACCGUGGGAGAAAGCAGCAGAGUGAUGAAGUGGUACGUUAUUUCAGCGGUGUUGUGCAGUUUUGUGACUUUUUCACAUGCCGAGGAAUCGAAGACACAUUCACUCCUGAAGAUGCCAUCAAGAUUUACAUCCGUAGACAUCUCAGGUAGUAGAUAUCCAGACAAUUAAAUGUUCCGAUAAGCAAUAUUGUCGUGAUAAUCAAACAUGUUGUCUUGCUCUUGGAGUGCCGUAUGGAUGUUGUCCUUUACCAAAGGCUGUUUGUUGCCCGAAUAAAAGAACCUGUUGUCCACAUGGAUUUGUUUGCGUCGAGUAUGGAAAGAUUUGUUUACCGCGUUAUCAAAUAUCAAAGAUGGAGACCAUUCGUGUUGCUAAGAGAACACGGGUAGCGUUAAAGAAAAACACUGACAACACUUAUGACAAUUCUUGGCUCCGUGGUCGCUACUAAGUGAUAUGAAGUCUUCCUUUUUGUAAAUUACCGAAAUGGUAACGGAAGGCAGAAGCCCAUGGGCUCCUGCGGAAGGUUGAUUGCAAAAUGAAUACGUUUUCUGCUUGUUGUUGGGCUCGCCUAAGAAUAAAUAUACCUCCAGAACGACAACUUAAAUUUAAAACUUAUUGCAAAGAACAAAAUAGCCCUUGGAUAAAUGAUUAUUCGAUAUUAUUUGAUAUGGUUUUUCGAUUAUUUAGGUCAAUGCAAAUUCAAUUAUGAAAUUAUGUGUAAAUAUUUAUCUAGACAUAUAUAUGAUCAGAGAUAAAAUACGCGCCCCAGCUAGAAGAAUAUUGUUAAUUUUUUCUUAAUUUAAAUUGAAUUUGCACGGCUGCAACAGCUACCUGGCCAAAGAAAACUUCUU
This is a messenger RNA of Pocillopora verrucosa, 3058 nucleotides long. RefSeq lists its product as uncharacterized. Gene Ontology annotation, cellular component: extracellular region. The record is from RefSeq and is a predicted model, not a curated record. Lineage: Eukaryota; Metazoa; Cnidaria; Anthozoa; Scleractinia; Pocilloporidae.